Molecule: messenger RNA, 375 nt
Organism: Seminavis robusta
Lineage: Eukaryota; Bacillariophyta; Bacillariophyceae; Naviculales; Naviculaceae
Source: the annotation of a GenBank genome assembly
AUGGCUGAAACUAUGGCUGCCACUGAAGCUGCCACCGAAGCAGCCACUGAGGCUGCAACUGAAGCUGGAACUUCCCGAAGAUUGCAAGAGACUGCUGCCCCAACAGAUGCUGCUACAAUGACUGAGACUAUCGCUGCCACUGAAGCUGCUACCGAAGCAGCCACUGAGGCUGGAACUGAAGCUGGAACUUCCCGACGAUUGCAAGAGACUGCUGCCCCAACAGAUGCUGCAACAAUGGGUGCAACAAUGGUUGACACUGAGGCACCCACCACAGAAGCACCAACAUUGGCUCCAGAAGGCAAAGACAAGGAUGACAAGGAGGCAAAGAAGCAAGCAGGCAAGCGCCAAAGAAAGCGACGACAUGUUCGUGGCUAA